Seriola dumerili (greater amberjack) is the source of this 2920-nucleotide messenger RNA. RefSeq names its product prolyl 4-hydroxylase subunit beta (gene p4hb). Gene Ontology annotation, molecular function: protein disulfide isomerase activity. The transcript is spliced from 11 exons. Gene Ontology annotation, biological process: protein folding; response to endoplasmic reticulum stress. Gene Ontology annotation, cellular component: endoplasmic reticulum. NCBI's taxonomy places the organism in Eukaryota, Metazoa, Chordata, Actinopteri, Carangiformes, Carangidae. The record is from RefSeq and is a predicted model, not a curated record. The coding region runs from base 194 to 1747 and encodes 517 amino acids.
UGCGCACUACGGCUGACCCCUCCGGUUUCUGCGUGCAAUGCCACGUUAGUAGCGGUAGACACAAAAUACCAGCUACUCUCCCAACCUUAAACAAGGCAGAAAACCAAAACUGAGACCAAUUCCUCUGCUAAACCGUAACCGACCGUGUCUACACCUCUAGGCUCUCUGUCAGGAAGAACACUCGACAGCAACUAUGUUGAAGUUUUUGCUCAUCUGCACACUGGCUGUGGCCAGCAGGGCUGAGGUCGCUGAAGAAGAAGAUGUCCUGGUGCUGAAGAAAAGUAACUUCGACGAGGCUCUCAAAGCUCACCCCAACAUCCUGGUUGAAUUCUAUGCCCCAUGGUGUGGUCACUGCAAGGCCCUGGCUCCAGAGUAUGCCAAGGCGGCUGGCAUGCUGAAGGCCGAGGGGUCAGAGAUCCGCCUGGGUAAAGUGGACGCCACAGAAGAGACUGAACUGGCACAAGAGUAUGGCGUCCGGGGAUACCCCACCAUCAAGUUCUUCAAGGGUGGCGAGAAGGAGUCACCCAAAGAGUACUCUGCUGGGAGGCAGGCAGAUGACAUCGUCAGCUGGCUGAAGAAGCGCACAGGCCCUGCUGUUGCCACCCUUGCCGGGGUCACCGAGGCCGAGUCUCUGAUUGCUGACAGUGAGGUGGCAGUCAUCGGAUUCUUUAAGGAUGCUGAAUCUGCUGGUGCUAAGGCCUACGCAAAAGCAGCUGAAGCCAUAGAUGACAUUCCCUUCGCCAUGACCUCCGAUGAUGCUGUUUACUCCAAGUUUGAAGUGUCCAAGGACAGUGUUGUCCUCUUCAAGAAGUUUGAUGAGGGGCGCAAUACCUUUGAUGGAGAGCUGACCAAAGAGAAACUCCUGGCUUUUGUCAAGGCCAACCAGCUGCCUCUGGUCAUUGAGUUCACUGAGCAGACUGCCCCUAAGAUCUUUGGUGGAGACAUCAAGUCCCACAUCCUCAUGUUUCUGCCCAAAGCCGCCUCAGACUUCCAGGACAAAAUGGACCAGUUCAAGAAAGCCGCAGAGGGAUUCAAGGGACGGAUCCUGUUCAUUUUCAUUGACAGCGACGUGGAUGACAACCAGCGCAUCUUGGAGUUCUUUGGCCUGAAGAAAGAGGAGUGCCCAGCCAUCCGCCUCAUCACCCUUGAGGACGAGAUGACCAAGUACAAGCCAGAGAGUGACGCCAUCACAGCGGAGAGCAUCACUGCAUUCUGCACACUGUUCACUGAGGGCAAACUCAAACCCCACCUCAUGAGCCAGGACAUCCCUGAAGACUGGGACAAAAACCCUGUCAGUGUUUUGGUGGGCAAGAACUUUGAGGAGGUCGCCUUCGAUCCCACUAAGAAUGUCUUUGUGGAAUUUUAUGCACCUUGGUGUGGACACUGCAAACAGCUGGCUCCCAUCUGGGACAAGCUGGGAGAGAAGUAUAAGGACAGUGCUGACACCAUUGUGGCAAAGAUGGACUCCACAGCCAAUGAGAUCGAGGCAGUGAAAGUCCACAGCUUUCCUACUCUUAAGUUCUUCCCUGCAGGAGAAGACCGCAAGGUGAUUGACUACAAUGGAGAGAGAACACUGGAAGGCUUCACCAAGUUCCUAGAGAGUGGUGGUAAGGAGGGCGGCGCCCCGGCAGGAGACGACGAUGACGACGAUCUGGAUGCAGAUGAUCUGGAUGAUGUGGAUGAAGGACAGGACGAGGACUCUGAUGGUGAGGAUGGAGGUGACGAUGAUGGACACGAUGAGUUGUAAGAGCUGGCAGAGGAGAGAAAGAGAGAGAGGAGACGAGUCCCGCCCCAACCCUUCCACCCAGUCACCAUCACUACCUUCACUUCCUUGUGGACCUUCCCUGUCCUGUGAACAUUAAUACUUCCCCUUUUAACUGCCUCUCAGUCAGUCAGUCAGUCAGUCAGUCAGUCAGCCGGCCUGUUAGCCAGCUUGCCAGUUAGUCAGUCAGUCCAUCAGUAGCGUGGCAGGGCCUUUUUUUACCAGCCACAUCUCCAACCUCACAACUUCUGGCCAGACUGGUCUUGUCCCACCUGGGGGGACUCUGUGGAACAGCGCACCACCUCUAUGAGAGACCUCAAUGCCUUCUCUACAAAGCUCCACAUCAGCUGUUUGCCUUGUAUAUUUUAAACCAAAUGUAAAAAUGGCAUUGAGAUCUAGUUUUCAAAGUUUGUUUUUCUUGAUGAAUUGCUCCCCUCCUCUUUAAAAACACCUCACCAUCUUUCAGUGUGGGUAUGAGCUAAAUGAGUGUUGUAACCUGUAUUUGUAGGUAAGGGGGGUGCCAGUGUUCUUCUCCCUCUGAUAGAAGUCUAGAGGACCAGUGUUUUGUGUGGUGGUUUUGUAAGGACUGAACUCUCAGGGGACAAGGGGCCAUCCUGUAGAUGUUUUUUUUUUUUUUUUGCAAUAUGUUCACUAAAAUACACCCCACAGAGCUUGUCUAGUGUGGCACAAAGCCCCCCUCCCCCCAAUCUGUAGCUGAGACCAAUAAUUUUCUUUCUUUUGGUGUGGGUUGGGGAGGGGGGUGGGGGGUUAUGUUACUUUAUUUUCAUUUCCUUCAUACAGUCUCCUCAUUUCAGCAUGGCUACUGACUAUUUUCUAAAAGGAACAAAGCUUAACUCUUUGGGGAAAUCCUAUUUUAUUUAAUUGCUUUCACUAUGAGUUUUUUGUUUUUGGUUUUUUUUUUCUUCUUUUUUUUUUAUUUAGGACUUGUCAUUUUUAAUGAUGUACCAUUGUGCCCAGCUGUAGCCAGUUGGCCCUGUUGGGGCAGAGUUGGCCCUUGGACAUACUCUCAGGCCUGGGAUGGUUUUUGGAGCCAGUUCUGAUAGGUCGCACUGCAUUCAUGCCUAAUCAGAGAUUCAUUGUGGUUACUAAAGCAGACAGAGAUUGGUACAGUUUACUGGUCAGGUUGGUCUGAGAGAA